Sphaeramia orbicularis (orbiculate cardinalfish) is the source of this 582-nucleotide messenger RNA. RefSeq names its product heat shock protein, alpha-crystallin-related, b12 (gene hspb12). The record is from RefSeq and is a predicted model, not a curated record. NCBI's taxonomy places the organism in Eukaryota, Metazoa, Chordata, Actinopteri, Kurtiformes, Apogonidae. Bases 1 to 582 code for a protein of 193 amino acids. The transcript is spliced from 3 exons.
AUGGCUCUGCUGACAUCUACCAAUCGCAGAUCUUCGUCCUCUUCGUACCGCUACAGCAGCUCCAGCUCCUACCGGUCAGAGGGCUCACUGGGGGGAUCUCCUGACUCUCUGGAUCCUCUUUUUGAGUCAUACUUAGAUUCAGCUGAUCAUUCUGGUCUGUUUGGAGAUGUGGGACCUGCAGCACCCAACUGUUUGCCGCCACACAGCCGCCAUAGACGAUCUUCUUUUGGAAGCAGUAGUGGUGCAAUGACAGGCCGUCAGAGCAGCAGCGGUGGGGGGGUCCGAUGUGUGGGAGACGUCUACUACAUGUCUGCUGACGUCAGCCAGUUUGAGCCCCAUGACGUAGUGGUGAUGGCCUACAACCACCAGGUCGUCAUUCACGCCGCAAAGGUUAUGGAUGAUGGGACCGUCGGUGAUACUUUUACCCAUAAGUCCUUGUUCCCAGAUGAUAUGGACCCCCUGUCCAUCUGUGGGACCUUCAGCCCAGACGGAGUCCUGGUGGUCCGUGUCCAUCGGACCACUGCUCUGGGAGAGCCGGAGCCACUGGCAACUCCAGUCUACCGCAGCGAAGCUCACCUUUGA